Molecule: messenger RNA, 948 nt
Organism: Penicillium soppii
Lineage: Eukaryota; Fungi; Ascomycota; Eurotiomycetes; Eurotiales; Aspergillaceae
Product: alpha/beta hydrolase
Exons: 1
Coding region: 1-948 (315 amino acids)
Molecular function (GO): hydrolase activity
Source: RefSeq, a predicted model, not a curated record
AUGUCUCUACAAUACGAUGUUGAAUUCGCAAAGGAAGCAGCUCCUGUUCUACAACACCUUGCUCAGACCCCAAAACCAGCCCUGCACGAUGUCGCAACAAGGCGGCUCAUGCUCGGCGCCAUGACGAAUGAGCAGUUCAGCUUACCAAAUGACGUUGAACAUGUGGUCCAUAGUGUCGCGGCGCUAGAUGGCCACACUGUACCCGUCUACCACUUUCGCAAGAAGCUUCCUCCUCGUGAGGGAGGCGAGCCUGCCAUCGUACACAUCCAUGGCGGGGGAUAUAUCGCCCUCAGUGCAGCCGGAUGUGCAACUCCUCAUGGAGAAUCAGUGUCUCAGACGGGAGUUCAAAUCUUCAGCAUCGACUAUCGACUGGCACCCGAGAACUCGUAUCCCGUGCCGCUGGAUGAUUGCUGGGCGGUCUUGCAGUGGAUCCAUAGCAAAGUAAAACAAUUCUCGAUCAACCCAGCUCGCAUUGCAGUCAUGGGAGAAAGUGCCGGUGGUGGCCUGGCAGCUGCGCUCACUCUUUUGGCGCGUGAUCGAGUGCUGUCACCUCCGCUGGCAAAGCAGAUUCUCGUGUACCCCAUGCUGGAUGAUCGGACAAAUUCCAACCAUGCGGGUGCGCUGGCUUUCUGGGAUGAGAAUGAUAACAUCACGGGCUGGACUGCGUAUCUAGGGCCUAAAGCAGGCAGUGACGCGAUUGUUCCCUAUGCGGCACCGGCUCGAGUGGAUAAAGUGGAGGGUCUGCCUCCGCUGUACCUUGACUGCCCUCAACUUGAUAUUUUCGUGCAUGAGGGAAUGAAGUAUGCAUGCCGGUUUGUGGCUGCAAACAUCCCCACUGAGUGUCACAUAUACCCAGGCCUGCCGCAUGGGUUUGAAGCGCUGGCUUCUGACAUAGAUGUUACCAAGCGGGUUAUUGAAAAUCGAUAUAAGGCAAUGAGUAGCUUUUGA